UCGGCGACACCGCGAAGCCACCCGCCUGAGCUAGUUUGUCCCUGCGGCCGUGUCGUAGCUGCGCCGCGGCGCGCGGCAGGAGCUUCGGCCGCAUCGCCAUGGCCGCCCGCGGCGGCGUGUCGCCCGCCAGCGAGGGCCUGCGCCACGCUGAGUACUCGCCGCCGGCCACCAAGCGGCCGGACGCGGAGACCCCCCAGGCACUGGCAAGAAGUUUGAUCGUUGUAGGACUGGGUGUUGCAGCUGUUGCAUUUGCAGGUCGCUUUGCAUUUCACAUCUGGAAACCUCUAGAACAAGUAAUCACGGAAACUGCAAAGAAGAUUGCAACUCCUAGCCUUUCAUCCUACUAUAAAGGAGGAUUUGAACAGAAAAUGAGUAGGCGAGAAGCUAGUCUUAUUUUGGGUGUAAGCCUGUCUGCUGGCAAGGCCAAGAUUAGAACAGCUCACAGGAGAAUCAUGAUUUUGAAUCACCCAGAUAAAGCGAAUGUUCUGUGGAAGCUGUAGACAUCAGUGUCUUGACAUGUCACUGAAGUAUGUCACCAGCCCCUGGCAGAGACGCUGUACUCUGGGCCUGACUUCCCAUGCCAGCCUCUGCAAGUGGAAAAUAUGGCGCUCAAGCCUCAAGGAACAUGGAGACUGAUGAGGAAAGACCCACUGCAAACCUGGAUGGGCCCCCACAGAGUCCUGCCAUCCCUGUCUCUGAUCUCAUCUGGAUCUGUUUCCCUCUGGAGCCAACUUCAUUGCACUUGCUACCUGGAAAGUUUGAGCAAUCUUCCUUGAGGCUGCUGUGUCAUUCCAAGUCACAAUCUUGAAACCUAAGGCCUCAGUUGUAAUCUCCGAGAAAGCCAGUCCUCCGCUGAGGAAAGAGGCUAGGUGGGACAGAACAAAGGUGCCACUUGGGCCAAAGCAAAAGGAAUCUGGGAAUAUGAUACUUUAAAAAACAAAAACAAAAACAAAACAACGUAGGGCUGAAGAGGGAAAGAUAGCCAUCCAGCAGAUAGCGCCAGGUGAAUCUCUCACCUGACUUGGGUUUAAGCAAACGCACUAGCCAACAAGCAUGACAAGUGGACUUCCAAAUGUAUUCUGGGAAGUAAUUUGAUACUAAGUUUGGAGGCAGGAAGAACUACCAAAAGUUCUUUGAGACCCAGCUGUGUUGCACACAAACAUGGGAGGACUCCUAAGACUUCCUUCGUGACCGUGACCACCUUAUUUCCGGAGAGGCUGCCCUCCCCCCAGUCCCCACCCCCACAACAGCUUUGCUGCCUCUCCAAACCCCAGAACUGCCUGAACCCUCGGAUGAGGCCCGAGCCUCCCAGCCUCACUGGCAAGCGCUCUCAUGCCAAGCUGCCCUCCACUCCAGAAACUGGAUACAACGAAUGCCACAGCCACAGGCCUGGGGCUUGGUUUCCUGAGGAGCUCCUGAAGGACCAGAUGACACCCAGAAGGGCAGGGUGUUGCCUCCCUGGACGUGCACCUGGACCAAUUACCUGAGAAUUCAUUGUGUCUCCACUCUGAGGUGUCGUUCCUCCUGGAGCAUGUUGCAGAAGUCCCUCGCGCUGAGGGGACAGACCGCAGAGAAGCGGUACCCACAGCAGCAACAUUGUGUCACGUGGUUUUCUGUCUUUCCUGUCUUUUUCCCCCUUUCCUCCCUCCCCUCACUUCUCCGGGCUUUUACUUCCCAGAUGAAGUAGCCUUGGGCUCUGUACGGAGGAUUGGUACUGAGAAAAUUACCUAGACGAGUCACACUCGGGUUAUGGCAGUGUUCUCCAAACAGCUUUUUAGGCAAAGGCGGGUGAUGGACGCAUGGCCCUUCUCUUUGAGGUCAAAGACUUUCCCCUUUAUUGGCUAGAUGACCCUCUUUACAUUGCAACCAUCUCUGGAAGCUGCAAGUUUCCAGAAGGCUUAGGUGUGAGGAAAGGUUGUUUAAUCAUUUUGAAGAAAUAGUGUAAUGGAUCUUUCUUUCUUAAUCAUCAACAAGGAGUUAACCUCAGAGAAAAUUAAGCCUCCUUGUAGCUAAGGUUGUUUGUAUUUAGUUUCUCUUAAAACAGAAAUUUCUUUUAAUAACCAAAAGAACAAUAACAAUAGCAGAAAACCCCAAGUCACAAACUGUGGUGUUAGCAGCCUGAGGAGACUGGGUGCCUACCUUAAAAACACACAGAGGUGACAUUGCCAUCCCUGGCCUAGAGGAAAGAAAGCUGAUGCUCUCCUUUUCCCACUUGAGGUCCUCUUCACGGAGUCUCACUAAGCCUGUGCGUCAUGUAAAUAUUUCAUUACUCACAGGUGUGUUGGUUUAUUCAUGCACCUGGCCCAGCCAUCCUGGGAUCUCUCUGUUUUGUGGAGCCUGUGUGUGACUCGUUGGUUGCAGAGUGAUAGAUAAUGAGGCCGAAGUCUGGGCUCAGUCCUGAUGGGAGCCAGUUAACUUCACUCUGCCUCACCGCCUGAGGCUGCGUCCAACCGCUCUGGCUGGGACUUGUCUGUGCUCCACUGAGCUGAGGGUCCGGGGCGGCCCCCCCUCUGCUGAAGAAAUAGCUCCUCCCUAGAGCGCCUUCACCCUCUGCCAAGUCAGCGCUGGUUUUCUCCAAGAGUAUUUGCUUGAUCUUCUCUGAGGCUUUUGUAUGGGAGUUUUCAGCAUUUUCCUUUUUUCGUUCAAUCAUCAAGCAUGUGUCCCAGUCAUUAAUACGUAAGCUCCUGCUAUGUAUCAGUGACCAUUUCUUUUGCCUCCAUUCCCUGGUGUGUU
Molecule: messenger RNA, 2733 nt
Organism: Rhinolophus ferrumequinum (greater horseshoe bat)
Lineage: Eukaryota; Metazoa; Chordata; Mammalia; Chiroptera; Rhinolophidae
Gene: DNAJC15
Product: DnaJ heat shock protein family (Hsp40) member C15
Exons: 6
Coding region: 99-500 (133 amino acids)
Biological process (GO): protein import into mitochondrial matrix
Cellular component (GO): PAM complex, Tim23 associated import motor
Molecular function (GO): ATPase activator activity
Source: RefSeq, a predicted model, not a curated record